Aspergillus niger is the source of this 1668-nucleotide messenger RNA. RefSeq lists its product as uncharacterized. The transcript is spliced from 2 exons. NCBI's taxonomy places the organism in Eukaryota, Fungi, Ascomycota, Eurotiomycetes, Eurotiales, Aspergillaceae. Gene Ontology annotation, biological process: carbohydrate catabolic process. Gene Ontology annotation, molecular function: alpha-amylase activity; calcium ion binding. Bases 1 to 1668 code for a protein of 555 amino acids. The record is from RefSeq and is a predicted model, not a curated record.
AUGGUCUCAAUGUCGGCCCUGCGGCACGGGCUUGGGGUCCUCUAUCUUGCUAGCUGGCUGGGGUCGUCGCUGGCUGCCAGCACCGAGCAAUGGAAGUCCCGGUCAAUCUAUCAGACCAUGACGGAUCGGUUCGCGCGCACUGAUGGCUCAACCACCUCCCCCUGCAACACCACGGAGGGUCUGUACUGUGGUGGUACCUGGCGCGGCAUGAUCAACCAUCUGGAUUACAUCCAGGGGAUGGGCUUUGAUGCCGUCAUGAUCUCCCCUAUCAUCGAGAACGUCGAAGGUCGCGUGGAGUACGGAGAAGCCUAUCACGGCUAUUGGCCCGUGGAUCUGUACUCCCUCAACUCGCACUUUGGAACCCACCAGGAUCUACUGGACCUGAGUGAUGCCCUGCAUGCUCGCGACAUGUAUCUGAUGAUGGACACAGUCAUCAACAACAUGGCCUACAUCACCAAUGGCUCCGACCCCGCCACCCACAUCGACUACUCAACCCUGACCCCCUUCAAUAGCUCGUCUUACUACCAUCCCUACUGUAAGAUCACCGACUGGAAUAACUUCACCAAUGCCCAGCUGUGCCAAACCGGUGACAACAUCGUGGCCUUGCCCGAUCUGUAUACCGAGCAUGCCGAGGUGCAAGAAACCCUGAGCAACUGGGCCAAGGAAGUCAUCUCCACCUAUUCCAUCGACGGCCUCCGCAUCGAUGCCGCAAAACAUGUGAACCCCGGCUUCCUGAAGAAUUUCGGCGAUGCGCUUGAUAUCUUCAUGACCGGCGAAGUGCUGCAGCAAGAGGUCAGCACAAUCUGCGAUUAUCAGAACAACUACAUCGGCAGUCUCCCGAAUUACCCCGUCUACUACGCCAUGUUGAAGGCCUUUACCUUGGGCAACACCAGCGCCCUGGCCACUCAGGUCCAGUCGAUGAAGAAUUCCUGUAAUGAUGUGACCGCCUUGUCGUCAUUCUCCGAAAACCACGAUGUCGCACGAUUUGCCAGCAUGACCCAUGACAUGGCUCUCGCGAAGAAUAUUCUCACAUUCACUCUUCUCUUCGACGGUGUUCCCAUGAUCUAUCAAGGUCAAGAGCAGCAUCUCGACGGCCCUGGCAGUCCGGAAAACCGAGAAGCGAUAUGGCUCUCUGAGUACAACACCGACGCCGAGCUCUACAAGUUGAUCGGCAAGUUGAACGCCAUCCGGAAGCACGCCUACCGACUCGACAAUCACUACCCCGAUGUCGAGACGUACCCCAUCUUCGAAGGUGGCAGUGAACUGGGAUUCCGCAAGGGAAUCGAAGGUCGACAGGUGGUCAUGCUUCUGUCCACGCAAGGCACGAACAGCAGCGCUUACAACCUCUCGAUGCCGGUGAGUUUCACGGGUGGCACAGUAGUGACCGAGAUUCUGAACUGCGUCAACUACACGGUCAACACCCAGAGCGAACUCGUGGUUCCGAUGGAUAAAGGAGAGCCGCGCGUGUUCUUCCCGGCGGAUCUGAUGCCCGGCAGUGGGCUGUGCGGACUUCCUGUCGCGAAUGUCACCUAUGCUGCCUUGAGGACGCAGGGUGCAGCGGCGGCGGAGGCUGCCUUGUCGCUAGGUAUCAAGACUGAUGCAGCUUCUAGUGCUUUGCUUUCUCUGGGGCUGUCUGUGGUGGCGGGUCUGAUUGUGGGGAUGUGGUAA